Leptonychotes weddellii (Weddell seal) is the source of this 3264-nucleotide messenger RNA. NCBI's taxonomy places the organism in Eukaryota, Metazoa, Chordata, Mammalia, Carnivora, Phocidae. The record is from RefSeq and is a predicted model, not a curated record.
AUGGCGCUGGCCGCCGCGGCCGCCGCCGCCGCCGCCGGGGUGAGCCAGGCGGCGGUGCUGGGCUUCCUGCAGGAGCACGGCGGCAAGGUGCGCAACUCGGAUCUGCUGAGCCGCUUCAAGCCCCUGCUGGAUGCGGGCGACCCACACGGCCGCGCCGCCCGCAGGCACCGCUUCAAGCAGUUUGUCAACGACGUGGCGGUGGUGAAGGAGCUCGACGGCGUCAAGUUCGUGGUGCUGAAGAAGCAGCUGCGGCCCCGGGAGGCACCAGAGCCCCUGCCCUCGUGCGUCCCCGGCACGCCCGGGGCACCAGCGCUGCCGUCGAAGAUCACCUCCGUCUCACCGGGAGAACCGGCCGGCCCGGGGGCUCCAUCCCUGGCCGCGGCGCAGCAGCCGGUGGAACCACGGGAGGACCCGGCCCGGCCGUUGGAGCCACAGGACACGCCCGGGGCUCCGGCCCCUGAGCCCACUCAGCCGACCGGGGAGCUGUUGUCAGGUCCGGCCUUACAGUCAGGGGGGCCCUCCGACCCCCAGAUUCCAGCCUUUGAGCUAGCCCUGCCCCCCGAGCGACUCUCGGCAGACGUGGCCCCGCCGUCCAGGUCGCCGUCGGUGGAGGCCUUGCCCCAGGCAGAGGCGCCAGCCCCGGAACCUGGGCGUGGGGCGACCAAAGAAGCGCCUCCAUCCCCUCGGCAAGCGCCGCCGCCGAAGCCCUGCAUGCUGCCCGUGCGCUGCGUCCCGGGCCCCGCCGCGCUCCGGCUCCGGGCCGAGGAGCAGGGCCUGCGCCGGCAGCUGUCGGAAGAGCCCAGCCCGCGGAGCUCCCCGCUGAUGCUGCGGCGGCUGUCGGUGGAAGAGUCUGGCCUGGGCCUCAGCCUGGGCCCCAGCCUGGGCCCGGGCCGCUCCCCGCACCUGAGGCGCCUGUCGCGCGCAGGCCCGCGCCUGCUGAUUGAUUUAGAGCUCUCUGUUAAUGAGCUCUUGGAACCACUGACUGGGAAGUUGGAUAAGUUGCACGAGUGGCUGGUGCGGGCGGCUGGGGGCUGCUGGACGCACCAGCUGCACGGGCUGCUGCUGCGCGACAGCGGCCUGGCGGCCAAGCGCGACUUCAUAUCUGGCUUCACGGCCCUGCACUGGGCCGCCAAGAGCGGCGACCGCGAGAUGGCGCUGCAGCUGGUGGAGGUCGCGCGGCGCGGGGGCGCGCCGGUGGACGUGAACGCGCGCUCGCACGGCGGCUACACGCCGCUGCACCUGGCGGCUCUGCACGGCCACGAGGACGCCGCCGUGCUGCUGGUGGUGAGCCUGGGCGCGCAGGUGCACGUGCGUGACCACAGCGGGCGGCGCGCCUACCAGUACCUGCCGCCCAGCGCCUCGUACGCGCUUCGCCGCCUCCUCGGCGACCCCUGCCUUCGAGGCUCUCCCGAGGCCGACGCCACCGGGGCUGGUGGGGGCACUUUUGCGGCCCGGCGCCCAGUGCAGGUGGCCGCCACCAUCCUCAGUUCCACCACCAGCGCGUUCCUGGGUGUCCUGGCCGACGACCUGAUGCUCCAAGACCUGGCUCGAGGCAUGAGGAAGUCGGGCUCCUUUAACAAGUUCUUGGGUGCCUCGCCCAUGGCUCCACGUAAAAAGACUAAGACCCGCAGUGGCCUGCCGGCUUUUUCAGAGAUCGCUCGUCGACCUACUCCGGGGCCCUUGGCUGGUCUGGUGCCCAGCCUGCCCCCUACAACCUGACGGCCCCUUGAAGCCCAGCUUGGUUGAUGCAACCCGGCCUGCCCCUCACAGUCUAAGCCUGCCCAAAACAGCGGCUCAACACCUCUGGCUCCAUCCUGUUUCCAGCUUUGUCCACUGAAGCCUACUGACUUAUAGUUUCAGAAAGUCUUGCCUGCCCCGGUGGGCCUACGCCUCUGGCUUUCUAGCUUCUGCCUGAAGCUUGACCUGUCUCUGGAGAUGGGAGUCAAGAUCUCAGUGAGAGCGUCUACAAAGAACUCCAGAGAUCAGGCUUGAACACUGGAGACUCGAAUUUUAGGAUCAAAGUUAACCCGAAGCCUCUGCAUCUACACGCUCCCAAGCCACAACUAGAGCAAGGAUCUCUUUAAAAAAUGUUGUGUGCUGCUGGAUUGUUUGUCAGCUUUAAGAUACCUGGUGGUUUUGUAAUUUGAUGCUUUUAUCCUGUUUUUAAAUUAAAAUGAGGUAAAACAACUUUCAUAAUAACCUUUUGAAAUUAUAUUUUUCCAUUUUUAGGCAAAAUGCUCAUUUUCAGUCUUUUGCUAAGUAUUUUGGAAUUCUGUUUAAAGAAAAAACAGAUGAUCAAGAUCUAAAGGAAAUUAGUCCCAACCAACAAAACCCUUAAAGGUUUAUCUACCUCAUUUUAGGAGCUCAAGGUUCUAGAGACUUGAACACAGAAUGUAACCAUUGUGAAUGUAAUUAAUUUCAAUUGUACUGUGAAUGCUCAAUAUUAGGAAACAAGUGCAUCUUGGGAGUAAGAAUGAUUUAACAGAGAAAAGAGACAUUUUGGCAAAUACUUUUAAUUUCUGGUGGUCUUUAUGAUGAAAUAUAAACAGUGUCUCCGGCACUGGUGGGUGAUUAUUUUGAUUUGGCAUGAAUAUUUAAUUUUUUAAGUGUGAUUUAUUUGUGAAUGCACCAUUGUGCCAUGUUUUGGAAUCUGGUUUUCCGGUCUGGCUGAGCCUUUCAAUGCAGUAGGUAAAUAUUCAAAGAAAAACAUGUCAUAGCAUUAUACCAGAAAAAUAAGUGGUUAAGUGGAUACACUUAAACAGCAACUAUUUUAUAUGUAAAUUCUAUUCUAUAGAAACAAAAAGUAUGUUAUAUCCACCUUUAAAAGCCAUCUGAAAGCAAACAACUUACAGCAAAUGCAGAAUUCUUUGCUCAGUGACCUUAGAAGGAUGGCUUAACUUCUCUGGACCUUUGUUCCAAUCUGUAAUUGAGAAGGUUUGUAGCUAUUUACCAAGAGGUCCCAGGUUCAACACAUUGUAACUAUAAUGGCUCUUUUUCUGUUUUAAAAAUGGGGACUCUAUUUGCUCAACCAGGCUUUUUAAAAUAUCAUAUUGUGUUAAUGCUCUGUUUUUGCAAAUUAUGUUUGCAUGUCAUUAGUUAUAUCAAAUAGUUUUGUGGCACAAGAGGAGUAUGGCUUCUCUCUCUCUCUCUCCCUCUCUCUCUCUCUCUAUAUAUAUAUACCAGUGAGGCCUCUGACAUUAUUUAAGGCCAUCCUUAAUGGAAUGUUUUGAUUUAAGCAAUGAAAUAAACAAGUCUCCCAUUUUG